GUGAUCCGCGUACAAUAAACGUCGGGUGUGUGUCGCGCGGAAUGACGUGUUCGUCAAUCGUCGCGUCGCGUCGCGUCGCGUCGUGUUGAUUAGCGUAAAGCGGGGAUCGUAAUUAGCCGUGUGAUAUCUCGGUCGGUCGCGCGAGUGUAUGCCUGUGACGGUGCGGAGCAAUCGGCGAGGUGGCGCAUAUAAUGGCGACGCAUCGGCUGGCGGACGUGCGGUAUUCGGGAAGGCAACGGCAGCGCAUCGGGGCCGGAGCAGAGAGUUGUGUUGGAUUGUUUUGGAUGAUACAGCAAAGAAGAGAGACUAAUGCAAGAUGGAAUCCAAAAUGUUGUUUAAUUGCAACGUGUAAUUGCUCUCGAAGAAACAUCAUGGCGAGUAUCAAGACACGAAGAUGGCGAAGAUCUCGGAAUAAAACCGCAGGUUUCACUGCGGAAGAAGAUAAUCGUGUUGUUUACGCUGCCAAUAACAAGCUCCGUCGUCGUCGGGCCUCACUCCUAUACGACAAGGCUCGUUUCGAAACGGGGCCCCAUAAUUACGGGUGCCGCUAAGAUUCUCCCGGUGCAGUCGGUGUCCUGUUACGAUGUGUCCGAAAUAACCUCGUUUCUCAUUAGAUCAACGCGUGUGUGAAAAUUACAGCUAUCAACAAGAUUAAUCGACCCGAUGUACGUAUUUUACGCAGAACCAUGUUAAUGGAAAAAUUACAUCGGUAAGACUGAAG
Molecule: messenger RNA, 721 nt
Organism: Temnothorax curvispinosus
Lineage: Eukaryota; Metazoa; Arthropoda; Insecta; Hymenoptera; Formicidae
Exons: 6
Coding region: 192-551 (119 amino acids)
Source: RefSeq, a predicted model, not a curated record